Trichosurus vulpecula (common brushtail) is the source of this 2096-nucleotide messenger RNA. It is a transcript of the gene INO80E, whose product is annotated as INO80 complex subunit E. Gene Ontology annotation, cellular component: nucleus; Ino80 complex. Lineage: Eukaryota; Metazoa; Chordata; Mammalia; Diprotodontia; Phalangeridae. Gene Ontology annotation, biological process: chromatin remodeling. The coding region runs from base 701 to 1438 and encodes 245 amino acids. The transcript is spliced from 7 exons. The record is from RefSeq and is a predicted model, not a curated record.
GCUCGAUCGGGGCGGAGCUUCACUCGGUGUGCGGUAAAGUUGCGCAGGCGGCCUGCUGGCCCGGGGGCGGGAAGCGGCCUCCGAGUGGAAUUGUGAAUUUGGUGAUUUUUCCCGUGUUUGAAAAGAAGCGUUCGGUCUUUCUUGGGUAAAUCGCCGCAGGCGCUUCCGUCGCGCUCGGGCGUGACGUAUUCAUUUCGCGAAGUCUGAGCGUGGUCCGGAGCAACAUCAUGAGUUUAAAAACUCGAAGAGGGCUGUGAUCUGCUUUUAAAAAAGGGAACGUCGUAGCACAGUCCUCCGAACUUUUCUCAAGCGGAGUCAUGGGACGACCAACGUCUUUGCUCAGCUUUCGUGAUGUCAUCGCGUCCCUACGCGCCCGUUGGUCUAUAGCUCCGCUGAGCCGGCGUUAACUUUUGCUGGUUUCAUUGUGCAUGCGCGUUCCCCUGACGCGCUCGGGUAGUCAUUAGUGCCUCGCUCUUUGCGACCUCUGCGCGGGUACUUCUGGGAAUUGUAGUCUAAAGCGGGAGCGAGUAGGCGGAUUCCGGAAGUUGUGUGCCGAAGAGCGCCUGUUGUGGGGUGGGGAGUAGGUAACGGUUCUCCCCAGGCCUUGGGCGGGGGGCCCUCCCCCGCAGGGCCUGUAGCCAGAGGCUGAUUAGGAUCGGGCAUCGGACGCCCGGGGUGGGUGUGUUUUCCCCGGCCAGCCAUGAAUGGGCAAGCGGACGUUGAGGUGGAUUACAAGAAGAAAUACCGGAACCUGAAACGGAAGCUCAAAUUCCUAAUCUACGAGCAUGAGUGUUUUCAGGAGGAACUGAGGAAGGCGCAGAGAAAGCUGCUGAAAGUGUCCCGGGACAAGAGUUUCCUUUUGGAUCGUCUUCUGCAGUAUGAAAAUGUGGAUGAAGACUCUUCUGACUCAGAUGCCACAGCAUCCUCAGAGAACAGUGAGACAGAGGGCACACCCAAACUCACUGAGACACCAGCCCCCAAGAGGAAAAGAAGUCCCCCUCUGGGGGGUGCCCCAUCCCCCUCUGGCCUUUCACUACCCCCAUCCUCAGGGUUUCCCCUGCAAGCCUCCGGGGGCCCCUCUCCGUACCUGACCUCGCUGGCCUCUCCCCCAUAUUCCCCCUUCCCCUCCGACUACCUGGCCCUGCAGCUGCCUGAGCCCAGCCCCCUGAGACCCAAGCGGGAGAAACGGCCCCGCCUGCCCCGGAAGCUCAAGAUGGCAGUGGGGCCAUCUGAGUGUCCAGUGGGGGGUUCACUGACCUUCCCAGGCCGGGGAGCUGGUGGUGCUGGGGUAGGGGCAACCCUGGCCCCACUGGGGACUCCUAAGCUGCCCCCACAUACCAUCCUGAGCACUGUCCCUCGCCAGAUGUUCAGUGAUGCAGGGAGUGGAGAUGAUGCCCUGGACGGCGAUGAUGACCUCGUGAUUGACAUCCCGGAAUGACUACCUGCUCUAGACUCUUCCGUCCCUUCCGUUGCCAGGUAGCAAUGGCAACAGAAGCAGCAAAGACAAAGAACGGUGUGUUUUUGGAGACAUUUAUUGAUGCCCAGUCUUUAUUGGUCUGGACGUUGACAAUCAGAAGAGGAAGAGGCGUAAACAUGCAGCAAGGCGCCCCCAAAGAAGAGGCUAGGAGGCAGCCCCCAGCCCUGAAAGCGGGCACAUGCCGCAUUUGGAUUUGCAGCCAGUGGUGUGCAGGGAAGGCAGAUGGACUCUAGAGGUCAGCACAGGGCUUCCUUGCCCCCUGCUGCCGUAUGCUUUGCCUUCCUCUUGCCCUGGAUGCAGCCAAAAGAAAAAGAAGCAGCCAAGGGAGCCUCUGCCUCCCCUUCCUGAAGGCAAAGACCCCUGCACCAGCUACCAUUUUAAUGGGGCAGCUAGAUAGGGCUAGUUUGUUUUGUUUUUGUUUUUUACCGCAGACUUUUAUUAAAGGGGUGCUUGGUGGUUUUAUUUUGUUUUCUGAAAUUUUCUCCCUCCUUAACCCCCUCCUAAUCCGGUUUACUCCCGCUGCAGGGAGUUUUGCCGGGGCAGCUUGGAGAGGUGGAUGAGAGGAGAGAUGACCUGGUUGUGGGGAGGGAGCAGGCAAUAAAUUCUCUCCCUCCCCUUG